Molecule: messenger RNA, 13369 nt
Organism: Neolamprologus brichardi
Lineage: Eukaryota; Metazoa; Chordata; Actinopteri; Cichliformes; Cichlidae
Gene: wnk3
Product: WNK lysine deficient protein kinase 3
Biological process (GO): protein phosphorylation
Molecular function (GO): protein serine/threonine kinase activity; ATP binding
Source: RefSeq, a predicted model, not a curated record
UGUCGGUUUGUGUUCGUCCUCUGGCUGAUGAUGAGCCCUGUGGCAAGUGAGAACUGGCAGGCGGCGCGCGCUCAGUACACGCGAGAAACUGAAGAAGGCCGUUGGACUCGUACGUUGUAAAUUAUGUACAUAAGUUGCUGAUAUUUUCCGGAUACACAUGAAUGGCGUGUUGGUCAACUUUGAGCCGACAAACCGAGCAGCGAGUGAGAAAAUCUGUAGACCAACGGCAAGCAUCGUCUAAACUGGAUACACGUAUCCCAAGUGCUCCGCGCCCGUGUCUCACACAGACCGAGGAUCGACGACUCCGGUGGGGAUUUUCAACCUGACAACACCGCGAGAAGCCUUUGAAAUGUAAAGAGGAAAAAAACGACAGCAACAAGCGAACCUAGCGGAAUUUUUAUUUUUGUUUUGCCGAAGCUUUUUUAUUAUACAUUUUUUGAGCGUGUGUAAAAUAUUUUUGUAGGCAGAAAGUCCAGUGUAAAUCUCCUGUAAAUAACACCAAGGUUUGUAGAUAGAUAGCCUACUAUAUCCAGUUUUCUGUGAGUUUGCUAGCUAUUCAGUCUAAAAAACGCUGGACCGACGAGCUGCGAUGUUGCAUUUGGGUUUACUUGAAGAUUUCCGCAUCAGAGUUUGAAAUAAUAACAGUGCUGCUUACCCCAGCUGGCUUGAAAAAAACCUUCCUGGUUUCCUGUGUUUGUUUGAGCCCAGAGAUGUCUGAUUCUACUUGAUUAGCACUGAACAAGUCGCUCCUGAAGAAAAUGUAGGCAAUGUUGAGAAGGAAAGUGAAGAUAGAAACUUUCCAACUGUUGUGAUCUCACCCUGCUUCUGUGCUUCUGUAAAGCAGCAGAGUAAAAGAGUCCGAGGAAGACGACAGAGGAAAAGAGUGACAGAGUGACCAGUGUGAUCAAGGACAGCCUUCACCUGUAGCAGUCUCUUAACACGUUAAAAUAAGUGAGAGGGUGACCACAGAAAAAGAGAGAGACGGGGACUGACGGAGGAACAAAGGUUUGGAGGAGGAGGUCUAGCAGGGGUGGGAAAGCCCAUUCCCCAUGGCUACUGACCCAGGAGAGCCCGCAGGCACCGAGGAUUCCUCGGAGAAACCUGAUGGACAGAAGGAGGAGGACCCGGAGUGGGAGGGCAGGGUCGACCAACAGAGGGAGAGGACAGACAGCACCCCUAUGGACUCAUCCUCCUCCCAGACAGAAGCAGGGAGAGCAGCAACAGAAGAAGAUGGAGGAAUCAGAGGAGGCGGCGGUGGAGGAGAAGCCUCCCAGGAGGAGACCGUACUCAGACCUAUUUCAUUCUCCACACCCUCCCUGCCCAUCGAUACAGGUCAGAAACGACUAAGAAGGGAGAAGCGCUUCUUCAGGAAGAGCGUGGAGAUUUGUGAGGAAGACGACGAGGUGGAUGUGCCCACCUUGGCAUCACACAGUGCCCCCCACCUGGAGCUGCGCUCAUCAGACUCAGUCUUUAGUAGUAGUCCCCAGCAGCAUGGGGUUGCUUCAUCCUGUGCAACCGUGGGACAUGAACCGUCUUGCACCAGCUCGGUCCAUGAGCCUGGGAAAGAUGCUCCUUCAUCUGCACCUGUACCGAGGGGGAAGGAGAGGGACCGAGAACAGGAAGAGGAGGCAGAGAUGAAAGCUGUUGCUACCUCUCCUGGAGGAAGGUUCCUCAAAUUUGACAUAGAACUAGGCAGAGGAGCCUUCAAGACCGUCUAUAAAGGCCUAGACACCGAGACUUGGGUGGAGGUGGCUUGGUGUGAACUUCAGGAUCGCAAGCUGACCAAGGCAGAGCAGCAACGCUUCAAAGAAGAGGCAGAGAUGCUAAAGGGGCUUCAGCACCCCAACAUCGUCCGCUUCUAUGAUUCCUGGGAGUCUGUACUUCGUGGAAAGAAGUGCAUUGUACUAGUCACUGAACUCAUGACAUCAGGAACACUCAAAACUUACCUGAAGCGCUUUAAGGUGAUGAAACCCAAGGUCCUUAGAAGUUGGUGCAGGCAAAUUCUGAAAGGCCUUCACUUCCUUCACACCAGGACUCCACCAAUUGUCCAUCGGGACCUCAAGUGUGACAACAUUUUUAUAACAGGCCCCACAGGAUCAGUCAAGAUCGGUGAUCUGGGACUGGCCACUCUUAUGAGGACCUCCUUUGCAAAGAGUGUUAUAGGAACCCCGGAGUUCAUGGCUCCAGAGAUGUAUGAGGAGCACUAUGACGAGUCUGUGGACGUAUAUGCCUUUGGGAUGUGUAUGCUGGAGAUGGCUACUUCAGAGUACCCCUACUCUGAGUGCCAAAAUGCUGCUCAGAUCUAUCGCAAAGUCACAAGCGGUAUAAAGCCAGCCAGCUUUGACAAAGUAAAUGACCCAGAGAUCAAAGAGAUCAUUGAAGGCUGCAUUCGUCAGAACAAAAGCCAGAGACUCUCCAUUCGAGACCUGCUGAACCAUGCUUUCUUUGGGGAGGACACAGGCGUCCGGGUGGAACUAGCUGAGGAGGACACAGGCAUCCAGGACUGCCUGGCUCUCCGAAUUUGGGUUGAAGACCCCAAGAAGCUGAAGGGGAAGCACAAGGACAAUGAGGCCAUUGAGUUCAGCUAUGACCUGGAAAAUGAUAGUGCUGAAGAAGUGGCUCUAGAGAUGGUGAAAUCAGGCUUCUUUCAUGAAAGUGAUGCCAAAGUGGUCGGAAAAUCCAUCCGGGACAGAGUGAACCUAAUCAAAAAGUCAAGGGAGCGUCGACAGCAGCAGGUCCUUCAGCAGCAGGGCUUUGAAGAACGAAGAGACUCCACUCUCACUUCCUACACCUUUACUCAUCCAUCUUACCCAUCCUCGCUGGUGCAAGGGGCAGCUGGACACACGGGAGACGGAGGGGGAGGUGGAGUGCAGGAGUCCGAGGAGCUUCCUGAAGUGGACCAACAUGUCAGGCAGCAAAAUAUUUUCAGUGGGGCAACCCUAAAUAUGCCAGAAGGGGAGAGCAUCGGAUCUGCAAGCUGUGAAUCUUAUGCAAGUGGACAGAGCCAGGCAUACUCUCUGCAGGGGGACUCAUAUACCCACUCACAGACCUCAUUACCCACAGUUGCAUCUAGCACUGGUGCAUUGCCUCAUCCUCAGAUGCCCCCCAUUGGUGAGAGUACAAGUGUUGCUACUAUACCUCUUGGGCCGAGCGUUAGUAUGACAAGCAUGUCCUUAGGACAAAGUGGAGGAGGACCCAUGGGUCAGACAUUUCUUCACUCCGGUACCGUGGUUCCGCAGGUAUCACCAAGUGUACCUCAACAAUACUUUCAGUCACAAACAUUCCCAUCAGAUGAUUUUCAAACCGCCACUCCCCACGGAUCAGUUGCCCCUUCACAGCCAUACAUACCACCUGUUUCCCCACAGGCACCCAUUAAUGUUCUCACUGCAUCCAUGCCAGUCAGUGAUACUGCUGGACUAGCAAGGACAAUUGUGCCCCACGCUCAGCAGACCCAACACCCUGCCACUCCCAUGCAGAUCACUGACAUCAUUUCCCAGGCCGCACCCCAACAAACACAGUCUGUCGUGAUCCCCCAGCAGACUAUUGUCCCACAACAACAGAUGGGAAUGGAUCCCCAGACCUCCACUCUUCAUUUGCAGCAGCAGCAGCCACAACUGCAAAUAGGGGGGCAGUCAGCUGAGCUUGAACAACAACAAGUUACUGCCGCUCAGCCUGCAACAGAACAGCAUCAACACAGCCUUUCAGCUACGUCCAUCGAGAAACAUCAGUCUGAGACUCAGCAGCAGAUCUGUGUACAGCAGUCUGCCCCACACGUCCAGCCGGCUUCACAGCAGCAUGUGUUCACACCACAAACAGGUAUGGAGCAGCGAGCUAUGCAAUCAGCAGGGGAUCCCUGUGAACAGAUAAUGCUACAAUCACAACAACAGCUUCAGCAACAGCAAACUUUGUUACAACAGCAGCAGCAAAAAGAGCAGCAGCAACAAGCUUUACUGCUUGAACAACAUCAGCUGUAUGUCCAGCAACAGCUUGAUCAGCAACAACAAAGAGCACUGCUUCAACAGCAGCAGCAAGCCCAGCUACAGCAGCAGCAAGCGCUUCAACAAAAGCAACUGUUGGAUCAACAGCAACAAGCUCUCAUUCAGCAGAAACAAGAGCAGCAGCAACAAGGUCUUGGACCGCAAGAGCAACCAAUUUUUCAGCAUCAGUUAGAGCAACAACAACCAAAGCAACCUCCUUCACAGCAACAGAGUCAGUUAUAUCAACAAAUUGGACAGCGCCAAACUGGAACACAAAAGGAAACAGAGAAUCAGCAACAAAGCGGGCGAAACGAGCAACAAAUUGUAUUGCAGCAGCAUCCCCAGCAGACGCAGCAGCAGAAUGAACAACAACUGCAACAGCAGGCCUUGAUCCGGCAAAUGGAACAGCAGCAGGCGCUGAUACAACAGCAGUUAAUGCUACAGCAGCAGCAGCAGCUUCAACAGAAAGCUCAGCUGCAGCAACAAGAGCAGCAACAGGCGCAACUCAAACAGCAGAUAGAGCAGCAGCAGCAAGCUCUGUUGCAGCAACAGUUAGAGCAGCAGCGUCAACAGCAAGUCCUGUUACAACAGCAAGCAGAACGAUUACAGCAACAGGCUCUAAUGAAGCAGCAGUUUAAAGAGCAGCAGCAAGCUUCCAUCAUUCAACUUCAGCAAACUGAAAAACACAAAGCUGUCCCUAUGCCACAAAGCAACAGUGAGCAGCAGAUUCAUCAUCAACCAACCGAUAUGCAGCAGAUGUGCAUCCCACAACUGAACUCUACUCAGUUUACACCUCAUGCUUCUCAGAUGAUAGAGCAACAGCAGCAAGUAGCACUGAUGCAGCAGCAGCAGGCAUUUGUUGCCCAACCACAGCAGCACACAUCUGUAAUGGAACCUCACAUAUCAGUUGGCGCACCAGUCGGUACUGAGGUCAUUCAUCACCAAACUUAUAUUAUAUCUCAGGGCCAAGUGCCCAUGACCAUUCCUACUACUGUUCAGACGCCUGCAAGUGUCCCAGCUCAAAUCCUCACACAGCAAGGACAAAGUGAGGCUCAGCCCCAGAACCAAGGCCAGAGCCCAGCCAAGUUUAUAGCUCAGUCUGCAGCCCAAGCACCUCAAGCUAUGACAGAGGGCCAGGUAACUACCCCAUUAUCAUUGAUUCAGGGACACACACAAGUCAUCCAGAGCCAGCAGGUUCCUUCCCAGAGUAGUUACCCUGGGCCUGUUACUCCCACACAGAGUCAGGUAACUUCUCAGCCAAUCCAGGCUCAUCCUCUGACCACAACCUUUACUCAGCCGCAGCCACUGCAUGGCCAGGUCCCAAAGGCUGAUGUUCAAAUGAUGGGUCAACAAAGUCAAACUACUGUCCAGCCUCCAGGUGCAGUUGCUUCAAUCCCCAGUCAGAUUCAACAUGAAACUCUUAUUCAGCAAAAUGCUCAAAUGCCAGCGCUCACCCAGCCCCAGAUCCAACAACAAACUCAAGGCCAGCAAGCCAGCCAGUUGCAUGCUCAGUCUGCUGCUGGUCCUCUGACCAGUCAGUAUGUCCCUCACCCUACCCAGCAAGCCAUACCACCUGUACAGUCUGAUAUAACUCAUAUUACCCAACGGCUGGAACAACAGCACCCAGUAAUCCAGUAUCAGCAGAUGAUUCUGUCACCUGGCUCAGCUGGAAGUUGUGGAACUAAAACAGAUGGUCUCAGUUCAGUAGCUGCCCCUCUUCAUCCUAUACAGACCAAACAAGCACACGUCCCAGGCCAAAGAUCACUACAUGCAGUUGUUCAGGGUGACCCUUCAGUAAUUCAGUCCAUCUGCCAGCCUGCUGUUCCUCAGUAUACCGAGCAGUACCAACAACAGCUGCAGAAGCUUUCUCACGUGCAGCAAUCUCUCGCCAUGCCACCCCCACAGACCCAGCUACCGGCACUACCCAGCUCAACUCCCGUUCAGCAACCACUUCCUCUGAAACCAGCUUUGAUAACCUUUGACGAGAGUCAGCUUCCCUCACAGUGUCAACCUACUUCCCCUCUAAUGACCAUUGCUCCUGGACAAUUAGGCCCCAAUAAUGUGGCUGAGCCUCAGUCCCAGGGCAACACCCUGUCUCUGUAUAGCCACCUAGUGCUAGGUGCCCCUCCUUCCCCACAGCACCAUCCCACGCAGAUGCCACCAGCUCACACACAAACACAAGCCAGCAAUCAGGCCCAAGCACACUCUCAAACACAGAUACACACUCAGACACACUCUGAGACGCCUAUAUCUGAGCAGCCUAUUUUGCCCCAUGCUGUCUUUCCUGCACAGCAAGUGCCCCUAAGCCCUUUGCAUACCUCAUGUCCUUCUACACUAUCAUCUCUUACAUCCCUGCCAUCCACCUAUCCUGCUGUUGCCCCUGCUCCAGAGCUGCCUACAUCUUCACCAGCAGCCCAGGUAACCUUACCAGCGCAAGUCGACUUUAUGCCCACCUCCCCUCUGCCUGUUACUGCUCUACAAUCACUUGAUUCUAAUGCCCCCAAACCCAAACUGACCCAAGGCUCGCUGCAAGACUGUGACCUUUCCCUGCUGGGCAUUGCUCAGGUACAAGAAGAUGGUCCUUGUAAGACAAGUGCAGAUCGUCAUUCUUCAUCAGGGUCUAUACCAGCCAGUGGCGAAGACCCCUUGCAGCUCUUGGCGAAUGGAAAAUUAGAGAAACUUAAGUCUCAGAGACGAGCUUCCAGCCAGAAGUCUGAGAAACACCAGUUUCAACUGAGCAUGCUUCAGGUGUCCGGCAGUGGGGACAAUAUGGUGGACUGUCAGUUGGAGACUCACAGCAACAAGAUGGUGACAUUUAAGUUUGACAUUGAAGGGGAUGCACCCGAGGACAUAGCAGACUACAUGGUGGAGGAGGACUUUGUCCUUGAUGUGGAGAAAGAAACAUUUGUUGAGGAGCUCAGAGCGAUAGUUAAGAAAGCCCAUGAAAUUCUUCAGACACAUUCAGAGACUGGAUCGACUGACCAGUUACAAGUCAGCACUCCCACUUACUCCAUGGACCCAGUGCCCCAUUCCUCCCCAGUGGGACGUUGGCGGUUCUUUAUCAACCAGACUAUCCGCCACAGAGACUCUCUGUCCAGUCAGGGAGCAACCACACCAUCACCCACCGCAGAGACAAGGAUUCCCCAGUCUCCUAAAAGAGAGAAAGAAAGUGAAGGAUCCCAAAGUCUGGAGUCCUUGAGUGGAAUGAGCUCUCCUUCCUACCCCACCCUUUCUGCCACCUCCCCCCCAGACUCCACUGCUUCAGUACCUACUUCCAUGAGCCCCUCUGCUACCGCAGCCCCUGCUCAUCACACAGCACCUGAAACCAGGCCUGGACCAGCCUCUGUCCCUGUCACCACCCCAACUGGCCUUAUCUCAGCUUCUGCUGACCAAAUUUCUAUUGCUCCUUUAACUACAGCAACAUCUGCUGCUGCUCCCGAUGCUAACCUCACCAGCUUGUCCACUGCUCCUGCUGUUGUGUCUCCCUCACCCAUCACUAUUCAUCCUGAUAACCUGACUUCUCCUGGAACCAGUGUUUGUUCCACUGCGAGUCAAAGUGUAGAUGAUACUCUGAUCUCUGCUUCAAGGCCCCGUAUGUCUGCCGUGGACCAAUCUUCAGCCUCUUUUCAUUCCCCUUCUCCUGCUGUAGUCAUCCCUUCUACUGUAAGCCAACUUGGCAUAGAGCAGCAGCAGACAUACCCCCAAGUAGCCCAACCAGCCCCACAACAGCCACACCAACAGCUACAGUCUGCAUCACAGCAGCAAGUACCGUCACCACAACAGAAACUGCAGUCCCAACAUCAGGUGUACCACGAACAAGUACCACUUCAGCAGUCUCUCCAGCAGUUGCAUCCGCAGCAGCUAAUUCAAACACAAAUACCACUUCAACAACAGCUGACUGAGGUGCAGGGAAUGUCUCAGCAUUGUCAUUCAGAGGUGUUACAGCAGUCUCUGCCUCUGCCACCUUUUCCUCAGCAGCCAACCGAACAACCCCUUGUUCAACAACAGACAUCAACGUUUGCCCCACAGUUGCUGCAGCAGCCUCAGUUACAGCAGUUACAACAGCAGAUUAUGAGUCCUGCUGGUCCAUUGCCCCCCAAACAAGCCCACAUCGAUCAACAGCAGCAACAGUUAAACCUACAACAGACAUUACACUUACAGCAGCAGCAGCUACAGCAGCAACAGCAGCAGAUGUUUAUGGGUGCUGCAAUUUUGAACCCAGAUCAAAACCAAAUGCUGCCCCUAUCAGUUAGUCAGCAGUUUCUUCAGCAGCAGACACAGCUAAAUGUUUGCCCAGUACCACAACAGCAGGUCCCACAACAAACCCAAGUGCCUGUUGAGCUGUUAUCACAACACAUACAGGCACAGAAACAAUCACAAUAUACUGAGCAGCAACAGGAGAUGGUUAAAGCUGUGGACACACCCCUCAAACAGCUGCAGUUUCCACUACAGAAGCAGUCCUCCUUACAGAUGUCAGAGUCAGAGGUGUCCACGGGAGAGACAAGUGUCACAGAGGACACGGGGAGUUAUUCUGCCCCCUUUCAUCCCUCCUCUGACUCCUCUCUGCCACCUCUGCAUCUGGGAACUGCUGACACCCCCUUACCCACAUUCUCCCACGUAAUGACGCCAUCCCCUGUUCAACCUUCCUCCGUAGCCGAGUCAGACAGCGAAGGCCCCCCCAAAAUUGAAUUUGUAGACAACCGCAUAAAAACCUUGGAUGAAAAGCUAAGGAAUUUGUUGUAUCAGGAGUACAGCAGUGGGACAGCACUGGCUGGGGGAGCUACCUCUGGCCCAACAUCAGCUGCCUCCACAUCAGCAGGUGGUGAUGAGUCAUCAGAGCCACAGUCAAUCCACCACUCAUCUUUCCCCCCACCUGCCUCCAUCUCAGAUACUUCCCCACAGUCCUCAUCCUCCACUACUUCCUCCACCACCUCCCGUUCGUCUUCCACCUCUCCUGACCCAGAGAGAGAAGGAGGUGGAGAGAAAGCUUCCAAAGAGGUGCCAAACUCUAUGGAGUUGGACCCAGUGGAGCAGCAGCUUGGCCCACGACUCCUCACCACCUCUGUCUCAUCCAGCCCACCCACCCCUCUUCUGCCUCCCAAUCAGGAUGACUCUGCUGGGCCCCAACGCCCACCUGUACCAGGAGAACCAACCAUUCUUGCUGUACCCUCACAUUCUGACACCAGUGCCAUUGGAGACGCAUCAUGGCCCCCCAAUCAGCAACCGAUCCCCCUCCGGCACGGACAGCAGCAGCACAAUGCAGGAGAAGCAGAUUCAAGCAGUCAGCUGUUUAAAGAUGGAAAGGCAGGAGCACCACUUAAUCCACCGCAGCCUUUUAAAGGACGUUUUCAGGUGACUCCAGUGCCCCAGACCUCUCCUCCAAAGGAUCGACCAUCGGGCCAUGGUGGCACUCACAGAAAAGUUGGCCGUUUCUCUGUGACCCAGACUGAGACUAAGAAAGAUGACAGGCAGACUGACAGCUCGCCAGUGUCUCCUGAUUUGGUGAGGGAGAGGAGGAAAUCUCGGGCAAAGGAAGGAGAUAAAGAAGAAAGUAAGAGAACUCCAUCAAUGGCCCACGCUGCUCGAGGUCCUGGCCACAGCCACUCACCCCUUGGAAGCAGUGACGAUGAUGAUGAGAGUGAGCUGGAGGAUGAAGACCUGCGGAAAGAAUUACACAAGCUCAGAGAAAAGCACAUCAAAGAGGUGGUUUCCCUUCAGGCUCAGCAGAACAGAGAGCUCCAGGAGCUGUACAGACAGCUUCGUUCCCUCAAAGACCAAAGACAGAGUCUGCCUGCCUCCCUAUCUCGUACCCCUCCUCUUCCUGCAGCGCCCCCUGCCCUCUCACCUCGCAGGCCCAGGCCAACCAAAACAAAGUUUCGGCCCAGGCCUCACUCUCACGUAGACAACAAUGGAGUUACACAUGCUGGGAUUCAGCAGUCAAGCAGCUUUUCGGGUAGUGAAAAGAAUAGGCUUUCACUGUACUGCAAGCCAGCGCACCUUACUACGCUACCUGCUAAAAGAGAUCACAGUCCUCUAAGAAAAAGUACAUUCACAGACGAGCUGCACAAACUUGUUGAUAAUUGGACAAAGGAGACGGUGAGCACCACCCCGCCUAAGCCUUCACUGAAUCAAAUUAAGCAGAUUCAGCAGGUGCAGGAGUUGGGAGGCUGGAGCCAGGGAACUGAGGUGGCUCCCCCAGGUUGGUUUCCAGUGGCACAGGCGCCCACAACCCCUGCCAGUUUGACUGUGGCACCCUCUUCCCAUUACACGGGUGGAGGAAGCCUGUCCACCCUGCACUCUCCAGGACCUCCACCACAAACACACAUGGCUCAAGUCCCGCAGAUGCAGCAAAGUUUACACCUUCAUCAGUCUCUCCCCCUCCAGCAGAUUAGCUAUCCACAGUCCCAACUCUGCCAGCAGAUACCACAGCCCCUGAUGCAAACUCCCAUGCAGUCUCAGUCUUUAUCACAGACACCACCCAUCGCCCAGCCUCAAAGCCAACCGCUGCUGCCUUCCCAAAUGCCCACAUCACCAGUGUCCACAGCUACAUCUUUGCUGCCUGGUAGUGGUACCGCUGCACCCACAGAUAGCGCUGCUGCUGCUGCUGCUGGUGGGGCAUUUUGCUCCUGCUCCUCACCCUCUUCCACCUGUUCCUCAUCGUGCUCUACUGCUGCUCUACCUACCAGUGCCAAAAUUCACCAAACACCCCCCACCUCUACUCUUCCUCUGGGACAGAAAUGAAACCAGGUGAAGUGUGAGGCCAAUAUGAAGGUCCAAGAGAUGGACGUAAAGCAGAUCCAUUUAGAGCGUUAGUUCUGUGUACGUGUGCGAGAGUUGUGACUGCAAUGACAUAUGGGUUCUAGUGUACUUGUGGAUGUGAUGGGAAAUGAAUGUGAAAGAAAGGUGAUAGGUUGUAGUAUGUACAGGCAGAGGGUAAUGUGGAGCAUGGCUGGGGUUUCUGAAUCAGUAUUGAGCUGUAUAAAGUCUUUGAUGUAUGAGUGUGUGCAUUUAUGAGUGUGGGUGGAUUAUUUGAGUACAUAUCACUUCUGUCUUUGGACACAAGAUAACAUUAACGUUUUUGUUUGCAAACCAACUCAGCGGGACCUGAAAUCUCCCUAAGCAGAGACGAGAAGGACAAAAUAUUUGACGGCGUUGACAUUUUUCUUUGGAUUUGUCAACGCUUACAGUGAAAGGACUAUCAAUUUUUAAAAGUGCAAUUAGUAAUGAUCAUCUAAAUUGAUCAGCACGUAUUGUUUUCAUUUGUCUUUAAGGCAUAAAAUAUUUUUGUAGAAGCACAAUGAUUAAUACCUGAUGCAUAGGGGAUUUUGUUCAGCAUAUUUUAAAACUGUAAGCCUACAGAUCAAGUGUUUCAAAUGCAAUCAGAAAAAAAACCCCAACCUGACAGCAGCAUGUUUCAGAGGUCAGCACUUAUCCGGCUAUCCAUUUAACUGCAGUGCAAACAAACACACUGUCGAGGUGUCGUGUACCUGUACAGCAUGUGCUUGAUUUUCUAUUGUUUUAUGUUUGUAACAAAAUUAAUAUGACCAGAUGAAUACAUAAUAUGAUGGUAAAUUCAAAUCUGCCAUCUCUGUUCAGUAAAUAUUUGGGUGCCUUCGACCCAGGACUGCAUGAUUUUAUGGCCGGCUUGACUCGCCUAGUGCAAACUGCUUGCACUUGCUGUAUAUUCAUGAAUCUCACAGUUACUGUUUGCAGCCCAUUGAGGUAACAAGUCAUAUACAUUUGCUUUCAACAUGAUAUGAUUUCACAUUUGACAUUUUCCUUUAUUUCUGCUGCAUAUCAUCUAUACCAGUGCUGAAGAGGACGAUUUAAAAGGAAAAGAAAAAAAACUGCCAAGUUAUCAUUAACUAAAUUAUAAAGGUAUUCUCAUAUUGCCUUUUUCUAAAGAUACUGCAUUUUUGUGAGCGUGUGAGUUUAUUUUUUUCUGUGUGACAAAGUGUUGUAAUAGUCCUGGUAUAUUGCAUUAAUUCAUGCAUCAAAGCAGCCUCUCAAAUGUCACUGUAUUCAAGUGGAAUUGUUUACGCUGCCUAUGUUUUAGGCUUACUUUCUAAAAAAAAAAAAAGAAGAAGAAGAAGAAGAAAAGGAAAACAACAGAAACAAAACAAGUGAGCUCUUCAGUCAUACACCAGUUCUAAGUUUGAUGUUCAACACCAAUGUGAGAUCCUCACAUGCUCAUGUGUCAGCUUUGUUUGGCAUUGUACAAAUUCCUUGUUUUAAUUGUGAGCAUUUAAUUAUUAAAUAUAGCCUGUUUGAAUUCAAUGAUCAGAAGAUGAAAUGUGGGCCACUGUGCUUUACGCACACAACUAAAGGUUUACUCGAGUCAAACAUCCUUCAUUUCUUGAUUUCUUAACUCAUUUUGUAGAUGCAGACAUUCAGAGUAAUAUAUCACCAGCAGAUAUAUUACCGUACACUCUGACAGCUUAUCAGCCAUACACACAUUAGACCAUCGAUGGUUAGGUGUUAAUACAUUUUUUUGGUCUAAUAAAUAGCCAGUAGUCAAAGCGGUAUUUCUGAUUUAUUAAUAAUAGAUUGUGUGCCACAGAAAACAGGUGAUUUAACAGACAAAGACUGCUAAAUGUAAAUCAAAGGCAUGAAACACGAGUGGUUAAGAGGAAUAGUUCAUGCCAAGUGGUAUGGUUGUUCAGAAGCGGCAUAAUCUAGAAUAUAAAUUUACAGUACUCAGUAUGUGUUGCUUUUCAAGACUACCCACGUUUUCACAGAGAUGUACUGUAGUUCAUUAUUAGUGGAGGUGUGUGUGUUGUCAUGUCUGAUACUAACAUGCAUCUAACAAGCUACAGCUUAAUGAUUAUGACUCAUGAAGAGAAGCUGACUUUGUCCUUGAAGUGUUACCAAAAUGUUAUCGAAAAGACAAAGAUUAUUUUUGUAUUUUGGAAUGAGGUUGUACAAAUUGUAAAAUUGUGUUCUCCCCGCUACAAAUCAGAGGUUAUUUGAAACUAGAAAACUGGUUUUCAUCCAUGUUUACGUGGGACUCCCUGUCUUGCUUUAACUCUGACAGGCGAAGCUCAUUCCGGAUCAUAUUCAGAUCAUUUUUGGUUAUUUUGCCAUCAUAUUUUAGUUUUGAACCACUGCAGCCCAGAUGGUACAUAAAGUAAUGACACCUCACCUUCCCACUGAGCUUUAGGUCACAUUAAAUUAAAUUAAAAUUAAAUUAAUACAAAUUAAACAGAAAAUCUGGGGGCUCCCAAAAUGGCACAAUUGAGAACCAUGGUUAAAAAGUACAUUUGGGCAGAAAAGAAAACUAAAGGAAUAAUGUAUGUUGCGGGUGAUUUAGCCUCUGUAAAUUCUAACGAAUUCAUCUGUUGAUUUUAUUUAUGUUUUGUAACUAAUCAAAAUAAAUGAUGUCAAACAUCAAA